Messenger RNA from Microplitis mediator, 2032 nucleotides. RefSeq names its product odorant receptor 33b-like. Gene Ontology annotation, cellular component: plasma membrane. Gene Ontology annotation, biological process: detection of chemical stimulus involved in sensory perception of smell; sensory perception of smell. NCBI's taxonomy places the organism in Eukaryota, Metazoa, Arthropoda, Insecta, Hymenoptera, Braconidae. The record is from RefSeq and is a predicted model, not a curated record. The transcript is spliced from 9 exons. The coding region runs from base 31 to 1236 and encodes 401 amino acids. Gene Ontology annotation, molecular function: odorant binding; olfactory receptor activity.
UUCAAUUUAUCUGUCAACAGAACAACAUCAAUGGAUUAUUGUAAUGAAGGAUAUAGAUAUGCAGUGGGAUGGAAUCCAUUUAUGCUUAAUUUUAUCGGUGCAUGGCCACAAUCAAGCAAUGGAAUUUUUAAAUAUAAAAUAUGGUUCUGUUUUUUUUGUGUUUUAAUGUUUAUAUGGAUACCGCUGACCGCAAGUAUUUAUCCGCUUUGGGGUAAUAUGGAUGCUGUGAUUGGGUGCCUUUCUAUUAGCAUUCCGCUUAUAAUUGCUAUGAUGAAACUCGUAAUUUUUUAUUACUACAAAAAAGAAGUGAAAAUAUUUAUUGACUUAAUCGCUAAAGAUUGGACAAUAACCAGAAAAGACAACGAAAGGAUACCGAUGAUAAAAAUGGCUUAUUUGAGCAGAGUUAUUUCAUUUAUUUCGGUUUUUCUUAUCAACUCAACUAUCAUUGCUUACUUUUUAUUCAAAAUAUGGAUGGCGAUGCAAAUAAAAAAACAACGAAUAAAUCAUGAUUCAAAUGUAGUUAUUGAUCUUCUGUACCCUGCUUACUUACCGUAUUCUACAAAAGAAUUAAAAUAUUAUUUACCAACUUGGGCAAUUCAGUGCUUCACGACAUAUUUUUCAACAACAGCCUAUGCUUCGUUUGACAGUUUUAUGUCAAUGAUUUUAUUGCACAUUUGCGGCCAGUUGGCAAUCAUUGGAAUAUCAAUCAAAAAUCUUGUGAAUGAGACAAAUUUUGAAAAUAUCUAUAAAUUUCGAUGGAGUCUAGGGCAAAUUGUUAAACGUCACGAGGAACUCAAUCAAUUAAUAGAACUUAUGGAAAAUUCAUUUUGCUCAAUUUUGCUUCCGCAAAUGCUUGUAUGUACAUUAGCAUUUUGUUUUCAAGGAUACAUGUUGACGAUGAAUUUGGUGGAUAGUGCAAACAAUAAUAUGUCAAUCCUUGAAAUUAUGUUUUUCAGUUCAUAUAUGAUAUACACUAUUUUGCAUCUGUUUAUUUAUUGUUAUAUUGGUGAUUUGCUUUCUUUUCAAAGUACACUGAUAACUCAGACAUGCUAUGAAAGUAACUGGUUUAAUUUACCUUUUCGAGAAGCGCGUUUGUUAAUGAUCAUCAAUUAUCGUUCUUACAAACCGCUCGCGAUAACAGCCGGAAAAUUUUGUUCAUUUUCCAGACAUCUUUUCAUUGUGAUUUUAAAAACUUCAUUUGGAUAUUUAUCAAUGCUAUUAGCCGUUAAACAAUAAUUUUUAAUAUUAUUUGUUAUUGCUAACAGUACUUGUUUUCACUAGGAUUGAAAAAAAAUUUUCCAAUUACAACUUGUCCAUAUCGUAAUUAACAAUAUAUUUAGUAUACAUGAUCGAUUUCGCAACAUAUAAAAAUAAACUAUUAUUUUUAUAAUCUACAUCAUUAAGAGAACGAGGAAAAUUUUGUUCCAGCCAUAUCUGAUCGGUGAAAUUAGUCAAUGCUAUUGAAUUUGGUAUCAUUGUAAAUGUUUUGACUUGAAUACGAGCCUUUUCAAAGUUUUAGAUAUAUUUAGUGAUAUGUGGCAGAAGAAAUUGUCUAACAAUUUUCAGACAGUUGACAUCAAUUAACCAGCGAAAAACUGACCAACGGUCAAUUUUAUAGCGGCCCCCGCAUCAACUAUCGUGUCAUGAGAAAGCAUCAAAGUUAUACUUGCCUAUUUAACUCUCAUUAGCGGAAUAAUUUUCUUCAUGACGACAUAUACACUUUUCAAUAGUUUAAUUUUGCGUGUUUACGGUACAUUAAAAAUUAGUUGAUUAAAAUCGUUUUAUUAUAAAAAAUUUAAUUGUACUAGCGCUCAUUUGAAGUGCAAAAAAUAAUUUUCACUUUUUUAUGUCUUUAUAAAUUUAUUCAAAAAAAAUUUAGCUCAUUAUAGUUUAUUCUAGUAAGUGUUACGUUCUGGCUUUAAUUAAAUUUAAAUAAAAAUUUUUAGAAAUUUUUUUUUUGAAGUCUCGAAUUAUUUAUUCACCGCAGUGUGCGAAUAAACGGUUCGACACUUCUUAGAAUCAUAAUUAAACA